Molecule: messenger RNA, 3039 nt
Organism: Mustela erminea (ermine)
Lineage: Eukaryota; Metazoa; Chordata; Mammalia; Carnivora; Mustelidae
Gene: TP53I13
Product: tumor protein p53 inducible protein 13
Exons: 8
Coding region: 1266-2825 (519 amino acids)
Cellular component (GO): cytoplasm
Source: RefSeq, a predicted model, not a curated record
UAGGCCACAAAAAGGGAGCGGGGACGCGCCGGCGAGCCGGAAGGGAGUGGGGAGGGCAGCGAGCCGAGGAGUGGGGUGUUGGCGGCAGAGAGUGGGGACACUCGGAGAUCAAGGAUCGGGGCACGGGAUAAGCAUCAGAGCAACCCCCCCCCGACCCCUCCCGUCGGCCCCGCUUGGUGUGUAGCUGCGGCGGGAGACGAUGAGUCGCUGUGCCCUCAGGGGCCGCAGCUGAGAAGUAGCAAAAGGAAGAAGUGAAUAAACCCCAGCACCGGGCGCGGGCUCUCUGGCUCCCGCAGGGCCGCUGCAGCUGCAGCCGGAGCAACUAGCCGCUCCUCCCUUCGCAGGCUCGGACGUGCUCUCUGACCUCGGUGUUUGUCUCGGCCCUGCGGGCGCCCUCAACUACACUAGAGCCCCGCCGGGCGGGGGGUCCGGCUCCGGGCCAGCGGGGGUUGGGCCGGCGUCCCGUCCGACAGCGGAUUUUGCUGCCGGCGCUGCAUUAGCGCGCCGUCCGGAACCCGCCUCCCACCCCGGGAGCAUGGGGGCUCCCAGGAGCCUGGCUGCAGCUAAUGGAAAUCCUCAACACCGCUCCCUGAGCAGGGCUUCCCCAAAGCAGCAGCCCCAAGCUGGGGGAAAAGAGGCAUUCAGACGUCCUGCUCGGGGAUGCCUGUCAGUCUGCGAUGGGGCCGUGGCAGGGGGUGGGUUGCAGUCCCUUCAUCAUUUCAGUAGCUGGCAAUUAUAGGGGAACGAGGGAGGGAUGGGUAAAUAACCCUCUUGUAAGUCACGUUCUUUCUUUAUUUCGAAAUAACCCGUUUUCGCUCUAAGUUUGAGGCUGGGCAUCUCAACCUUCACCCUCCACCCAAGUUCCCGUUUUUCCUCAAUCCUCAGCCAGGCCAAGGUGUAGGGUUCUGGGAAGAGGGUAGCCGAGCCGGCGCUUCCCUCCCCCCCGCAUCUUCCACCUCACGGUGACAAAUGUCUUCCUAAGCGCACGCCGGCCAACGCUGAACAAACGACAAGAGCGGAGGCGGGCGUCGGGGAGCAAAGCGGCCCCAGGCCCGGCUGCGGCUUCUUGGGACUUCUGGGCCUGGGGAGGGUAGAGGCCCGAGACCCUCCGAAGCUCCUCUGGCUAGUUGCAGGUCAUACUGACGUGUCUGAAGCGGGUUUGCCGGAGGAGCGUACCUCCGGAGCCACUCGCUUCACUGGGAUCCCAUUUCCCGCCCUUCGCCCCGCUCCAUGAUCCCACCCAGGCUGCAGGCCGCGGAGACGCGAUGGGACGAAAGCGCGGGCGAAGGAGGGAUUCCCCGCGGGUCUGGCAGCACCGUCCACUCAGGCCCGGGAUCCUACACGAAACUUUUCCGGCUUCGAGUUUAGGGCGCGUGCGCGCCAAGUCCGCGGUUGUGGGCGGGCCUUGGCGGGGCAGAGGCGGGGCGAGAGUAGCUCGCAGCUGCGGGGGCGGGGCGAGGCUCGGGCUGGGGGCGCGAGCCUGGAGCGUCGGGGCGCGCGGCCUGGGGGUGGGGGUGGGGGUGGGGGUUGGGGCGGGACGACGAGCGCGCGCGCCCGGGUUCUACGUGGGCAUAGGGGCGGUACGGGGGGCGACGCAGGGGCGCGCGCUCCCUGGCUUGCCGGGCGGCCGCCAGCUCCCCGGACGGACCGGGAUGGCGCCUCCUCCGCCUUCCCCCCAGCUGCUUCUCCUGGCAACCCUUGCGGGGCUCCUAGGUCCUAGUGAGGUGGUGGCCGAGCCGGAGGAGGAAGUGGGAGCCCGUUGUCCCGAGGGCCUGUGGCCUCUGCCGCCACAGGUGUCACCGAGAGUGACUUACGCGCGGAGGAGCCGAUGGCAGGCCGAGGAUGUCCGCUUCUUCUACCACCCCUGCGCACACCCUUGGCUGAAGCUCCAGCUUGCCCUCCUGGCCCACGUUUGUGUGGUCCAGCCCUCACUGGCCGCUGACCCUAGCCUUACUCAGGAGCGGCCCCUGGUGUUGGCAGCAUGGGGUGUGGUGCUGGAGAUGGCGUGGAUAGAGCCGGCCCGGGCUGCCCACUUGCUGAAGAGGAGGUGGCGGCGGAGGCAGAGGAAGAAGGCAUGGCUCUACUCUGAUGGGCUUUCUGGGUCCUUGGUGCCAAGGCCAGGUAGAGGGAGGCUGUGCUGGAGAGGGUGUGUGCAGGCUCCAGCUUUGGCCUUUACUCUGUGGAGCUGGCAGCCCCCUGGUGCAGAGGAGGCAACUGGAGGGCCCAGACACCUGUCUCCUGGUGGUGCCAAGAGGCGGGGGCUGCGGGCUGCCCUUGGUCUCCGGCCCACCCCCUCAGGCCCAAGGUUCUCCUCUGCUUCCCCGCAGAGCCAGGGGCCCCAGCAGCCAAUGUUGGCUGCACGGGCUGCCGGGGGUGAGGCGCCAUCUGUGCCCACUCCCCCGGUGCUGUCUGAGGGGCUUGGACGCAAUGCCAGCUCUGGGCUAGAGGCUCCAGUGCCCAAAGGGCAGAGCAGCUCAGGGAGCUGCACGUGUCCAGGGGAGGCUUCCCCAGCCCCUCAGGCAGCGGUGCCUCCACGGGUGGCCCGGGGCCCCACCCCGCGCACGGAGGAGGCCGCUUGGGCUGCCAUGGCCCUGACAUUCCUGUUGGUGCUGCUCACUCUGGCCACGCUCUGCACUCGGUUGCAUCGAAACUUCCGACGCGGGGAUAGCAUCUACUGGGAGCCCACGGCAGACAGCCAGGACACGGUAGCCGCUGUGCUCAAGAGGAGGCUGCUCAUGCCCCCGCGCCGGGUCAAGCGCUCCCGCCGGAGACCCCUGCUCCCACCCACACCGGACAGCGGCCCAGAUGGGGACAGCUCCGACUGACCUGCCACCGUGGCAGGUUUGCUUUGUCACCCGGGAGGCCGCGACCUCUGCCACGUGGACCCUGCACAGGGUCGCCCCCUGGUGGCCAGAUGGAGCAGACCCGCCUCAGCACUGCAAAGGGGCUCGUCCCUGCGGUGUGUUCUGCUCUUCCGGUGAGGAAAGGGGCCCUUUCCGCCUUCCUUGCCUGUGUUUCUAAUUAAAUUAUUUUGGUAGA